AUGAUCCUCGGCGAUCUCCUCACAAAAGUAUCGCAUAUAUAAUCACUGUCACUACUGUGUUACCUGUCCUAGCACUCUGGACCUCGAUCAUCGGUGGGAUGUUCCUAUAAUCCCCGCGAUUAUCCGCGCGUGGUUGCUUCUCAUCUCGUCCGUUGUUCGAAUCGACCGUUGGUUGGCAAAUAGGACCCAUAUCUUGAAGCUCCUGCUUUUCAUACACAAUGGGGUCGUGGUUCGGGAACCUAGGAUUAGCAUACAAAUAUUGUCUUGUAUUUGGUUCUCUGCUCUUGGGAACGCUAGUUUUGGGUUGCAUCAAGCUCUUAUUUGACCGCAAGAAGUUAAAAGAGCAUAUCCGGAAGCAAGAUGAAGAAAGGGCGAAUAAGAAAGAUGACACAGUCGAGCUCAAUACCCGGGAGCGAGACGAAGGAGAUCUAUUCGGCGUUCGUGCCAUCGAAGCCGGUUAUUUCGGAGGCGUAUACCAAUCACGGCCCACAUCAGAAGUCAACACACCAUCCCGAGCCAUGUCGCCUUCGGCGAGCCAGAACACGCUCGUCGCUGAACAACUAUCACAAAAACUGAGGGAGAUCCCUUCUUCGGCGAGCAGUGUGAGAAGCCUUGCGAUCAACGAGCAUUCAAGGUCCGCCUCUCGCGACGUCGAAUCCACUACACAGCGCCGACAACUUCCCCACCUGGUGCUUCGUCCUUCUGAAGCCGAACUCAGUGGGCGGAUCAACCACAAUGGUAGUGCCGUGAACAUGACCCUCGAUGUUCCGCCGUCGCCCAUACUCGCCCAGCAUCAACAACAGAAUGCCCAUCACUCCGGACAUCUCAGUCAUAACAGCCCUACCAAGGGGAAUUUCGAGGACUUGCGGCGAGCAGAUGGAUACGAUUCGACUGGAAGAACCAAAUCCGAACAGAGAAUGGCCCAGGUUGCGCAUUCCAGAGAGGGUUCAAACUUAACAUGGGAUGACCAACAUUCAUCAGUCGGCACCAGUCCAAGGGGAGGAAACCUAAGGAACUCUCCCGAAUCCACUGACUACCCCUCCUUCCCCAAUGGUUCCCGGAGUCCACCGCGAGUUCACUCAAGGUCUCUCACACCGACGGGCAACCAAGCUAGCGAUAGGCAGCGUAUGUAACAGGUUUUUCAUUGAAUGACGACCUUGUGACGAGGAACCAUGUCACAAGCAGCGAUGUACACGACCAAGAUGUUUCAUUUCUGUGCGACAGUAACGAGGACGAUGGCCGAAUGCUAAACCACCACUCCUUCUAGCUGGCUAUUUAAGUCACCGCACUCCCUCCGACACGACGCCACCCAUCCAAGAACCUCCACGAAUCCAUUCAUCGAAUCCGAGUGCCUCUUCACACGGGUAUUCUCCUCACUAUCGAGUUUCGUCGCCGAUCGAUCCCCACGGCCUGAACUUAGCCCAGGAUCGACUAAGACCGAACGACCGCGGCAUCAGCGUUUC
Messenger RNA from Eremomyces bilateralis CBS 781.70, 1463 nucleotides. RefSeq lists its product as uncharacterized. The transcript has 2 exons. Lineage: Eukaryota; Fungi; Ascomycota; Dothideomycetes; Eremomycetales; Eremomycetaceae. Bases 219 to 1133 code for a protein of 304 amino acids. The record is from RefSeq and is a predicted model, not a curated record.